CGGCUGUCGGCUGCCGCCGCCGCGCAGGCCUUAUCCUCCGUCAUCGUCUUCCCGGGCCAUUCGAAAAUCCGACGCCCACCAUGAUGGUGAUGCAAUUCCUCUCGCUCCCCACCGCCUCCUCGCCCACUCCCAGCCCCAGGGCGACCUUCAAGCCCGUCGCCUCCUUCCGCCGCCCCUCCCCGCCUCCGCCUGCGCCCCCUAAACCUUCUCCUCCACCACCCCCGCCGCCUCCUCCCACGAACCCCCUCGCCUCCAAGCUAUGGCUGUCCAGCAAGCUCUCCCCGCCGCCUCCUCCACCCCCUCCGCCGUCGCUCGAGGCGAUAGAGGAGCCUCCGUCGCCUCCGCCACCGCCGGAACCGGAGCCGCUGCGGCAGGAGGACUUCCGGCACAAGGGCAAGGUCUUCGUGGGGAACCUCCCGCUGUGGGCGCGUAAGCCGGAGAUCGCCGAGUUCUUCCGCCAGUUCGGCCCCCUGGAGAAGGUGGAGCUCGUGCGCGGCCACGACGACCCCGAGCGCAACGUUGGCUUCUGCUUCCUCUACUACGGGGGCGACGACCCCGAGGCCGCGGCGGAGCGGGCGGUCGAGUUGGACGGGGUGGAAUUCCGGGGAAAGUCUCUCACCGUGCGACUCGACGACGGCAGGAAAGGGAGGGCCAGAGCGGAGGAGCGGGCGCGCUGGGUCGAAGCCGGGGAGCGGCGGGAGGCACUCUCGCCGUGGCACAAGGGCAGGGAGGAGGCGUGCCGCGAGUUCCGGAGGGUGCUCGAGUCGCGGCCCGAAAACUGGCAGGCUGUCGUCUCUGCUUUCGAGCGGAUACCCAAGCCAUCAAGGAGGGAAUUUGGUCUGAUGGUUGUGUAUUAUGCCAAGCGAGGUGAUAAGCAUCAUGCUCGUGCAACAUUUGAGAACAUGAGAGCAAGAGGAAUAGAGCCCAAUUCGUUUGUCUUCACAAGCCUUGUUCACGCUUAUGCAGUUGCUAGAGAUAUGCGUGGUGCACUUUCAUGCAUUGAGGAAAUGAAAUCUGAGGGCCUUGAGCUGACAGUUGUUACUUAUAGUAUCCUUAUCGCAGGAUAUGCCAAAAUCAAUGAUGCUCAAUCUGCAGACAACUUGUUCAAAGAAGCUAAGACCAAGCUAGACACUCUGAACGGAAUCAUAUAUAGCAACAUUAUACAUGCUCACUGCCAAUCUGGGAAUAUGGAUCGAGCAGAAGAGCUGGUCCGUGAAAUGGAAGCAGAUGGAAUUGAUGCUCCUAUUGAUGUUUAUCACAGUAUGAUGCAUGGGUAUACUAUCGUUCAGGAUGAAAAGAAAUGUCUAAUUGUGUUCGAAAGGCUGAAGGAGUGUGGCUUCAAACCAUCAAUAAUAUCUUAUGGUUGUCUUAUUAACCUGUAUGUCAAGAUUGGGAAGGUUCCCAAAGCCUUAACUGUUAGCAAAGAAAUGGAAUCAAGUGGUAUCAAACAUAAUAACAAAACUUACUCUAUGCUGAUCAAUGGAUUUAUCCAUUUGCAUGACUUUGCAAAUGCUUUUGGCAUAUUUGAGGGCAUGCUAAAAUCAGGUUUGCAGCCUGAUCGUGCCAUAUACAAUUUGCUGAUAGAGGCAUUUUGUAAGAUGGGAAAUAUGGAUCGUGCUAUUCGCAUAUUGGAAAAAAUGCAGAAGGAACGAAUGCAAGCAUCAAAUAGAACAUUCAGGCCUAUCAUAGAAGGUUUUGCAGUUGCUGGAGAUAUGAAAAGGGCUCUGGAUACCCUUGAUCUGAUGCGGCGAAGUGGCUGUGCUCCUACUGUAAUGACUUUCAAUGCCCUUAUCCAUGGGCUAAUUAGAAAGCACCAGGUUGAAAGAGCCGUUUCUGUGCUUGAAAAGAUGUCUAUUGCUGGCAUUGCACCAAAUGAGCAUACAUACACUAUCAUUAUGAGAGGUUAUGCUGCUGUUGGAGAUAUUGGAAAGGCUUUCGAGUAUUUCACCAAAAUCAAAGAGAAUGGUCUAAAGCUUGAUGUGUACAUUUAUGAAACAUUGCUCAGAGCCUGUUGCAAAUCAGGAAGGAUGCAAAGCGCCUUAGCAGUCACACGAGAGAUGAGCUAUCAAAAGAUACCAAGGAAUACAUUCAUAUAUAAUAUUUUGAUCGAUGGUUGGGCUCGGAGAGGAGAUGUCUGGGAGGCAGCAGAUUUGAUGAAACAAAUGAAAGAGGAUGGAGUUCCUCCUAACAUCCAUACAUAUACAUCCUACAUAAAUGCUUGCUGCAAAGCAGGAGACAUGCAGAGAGCAGAAAAUGUGAUUCAAGAAAUGACAGAUAUUGGAUUGAAACCCAAUGUCAAGACAUAUACCACCUUGAUUAAAGGUUGGGCUAGGGUGUCACUACCAGAUAGAGCGCUGAAAUGCUUCGAGGAGAUGAAAAUGGCUGGGCUUAAGCCUGAUGAGGCUGCUUAUCAUUGUUUGGUGACCUCACUUCUCUCGAGGGCAACUGUGAUGGAGGGAAGCACCUACACAGGAAUUUUGAGUGUCUGUAGGGAGAUGUAUGAGAAUGAUUUGACUGUUGACCUGCGCACUGCUGUUCACUGGUCAAAAUGGCUUCACAAGAUUGAGAGGACGGGAGGGGCACUAACAGAAGCACUUCAGAGAAUAUUUCCGCCUGAUUGGAAUUCAUCAGAAAAUUUGGAGGCUUCAAAGUCUGUAAGUGAUGGAGAUUCUGAGUCUUGCAGUGAUUCAGACUCUAGUGACAAUGAUGAGGAUCAUGGUAUCGAUGACCACUGAUAUAAUAUCGAGACAGUGCUAACCUUUUUGCAAUCCUUCACAACUGCUUCAGGGCCAGAGUUAAGCCAUCGAGGCUAUUUUCUUGUGGACUGCCAAAGAGGAGGGUUUGGAAUCUUGUUUUAAGCCACAGCUGUCUGGCCUCUGCGGCAUUUCCUCAAGAGUCGCAGACGCUCAGUAACUGUUCUGCUGGGGCUGAAGGCACAGGCUGUCAAUGCAACAGAUGAAGGUCACUCAGUUAUGUGUGUUGCUGUACAGAUCAAUGACUCGUAGUACAGGUAAAUAUUCUCUAUACUCAUGAGAUAUUGACAAGUUCUUUCUUGUUAUUGCUCUAUUUCUAGUGCAACCUAAUUCAUGAGUUAAGUUCAGUUUUGUGUAAUUGGAGAAAAUCAGGCUAAGCUAUAUUUUUACUUGGCUUAUUUGAUAUCUGUUCCAGGUAGGGUUUUUGACUUUUUGUACAGUUGCUUGGAGCAACAUUUUGCAAAAAGAAAUUCUUGAAUGUCUUUCGUGUUGUUCUAUGUCAAAUGUACCAGCCAUAAUAAGAAAUUAAGAAGGGCGCUGCACCCAUUUCAUAGUAUGACAUUACUAGGACCUACGGGAGUAGGGGUUUGUGGGGCUAUGGUUGAUUACCACCUCUGUGGCUCUGUCAUUGGCAUUGAGCGAGCAUUUCCCAGCACAGAACUGGUAACUGCACUUUAUCAGGACAGUACUGCACAUACAGUUUGUAACCUCUUCUCUUCAUCUGAUAAGCUAUGAGCUGAUUAGCUGAAUUGUGUGCUACGGAAACCAACUGGUGAUUUUAAACAUGGUAAAAUAGGAGUUUAAACAUGAUUUUAAAGCAACUUGCUAGAUAAUGUGUGUGGAUCCUUGUCUUUGUUCUAAUGAAUUUACACAUGGUAAAAUAGGAGCUUAGAUUCGUGGCUUCUGCUUUAAUGCAGCCUGUGUGCCGAUUGAAUGGGAGGAAUUCCCUCUUGAAACUGAAGUACAACUCCAAUCAAGUGAUACAUGAUGACUGUUUUCACAUUUAAGGUUUCGCAUCUUCCAGUACAGCAGCUUCAAUCAAAUGAGCCUUAACGUAGCACAGCCCGGUUCAGUGUGAGCUUGGAAUUGCUCGCCCCUGUCCAAGCUGAGAGCUUUUACUAGCCUGGUCACUUGAAUGCCUGCCUGCACAAGACGGCAUUAUAUUUCUUGAGACUGGUGUGUGUGUUUGUGCGCUUGUGUGUGAUAUGAGCUGCGAAUCUUAGCUGGCCGGUAUCUUUCAUUGAAUCGAAAGUGGCCUCCCACAUUCAAGUCUUCCCACAAGAUAAAACAGUGCUUCAUUUAUGCCCGCUAUUUAUGCUUGCUUACUGCAUUGCCCUUCUGAAUUCAUUUGCACCAUAAAUUUUUGCAAUGAAAUCUUAAUUGUGGUUGCAGUGCAAUACUAUGUGACUUGAAUGUCCUUUUCAUAAAUAAUUCGCAGAAUAAACCUUUACUAUA
Messenger RNA from Panicum virgatum (switchgrass), 4208 nucleotides. Its product is annotated as pentatricopeptide repeat-containing protein At5g04810, chloroplastic-like. The transcript is spliced from 11 exons. The coding region runs from base 81 to 2735 and encodes 884 amino acids. Gene Ontology annotation, molecular function: protein binding; RNA binding. The record is from RefSeq and is a predicted model, not a curated record. Lineage: Eukaryota; Viridiplantae; Streptophyta; Magnoliopsida; Poales; Poaceae.